AUGGUCGAGAAGGUCGGCAUUGAAGCAGAGAAAAAAGAUGGUGCUUGCAAUGUUAUACAACUUGUGUCAAGAAAUACAGUGAGGUCUGAUAUAUUUGAAGUUUAUAAAAGUGAAAAUGAGAAGUUAUACAACCACCUUGGGGAGACUUCCAAUGCUCAUAUUCUUAAUUUGAUUGUGCAAGAUGCGUUAAAAGUAAUUGGAGAGUUUAUUCACAAGGUUAGAGAAACUAUGAAGUAUUUGAAAAGGUCUUCAUAUGCAACACAGAAGUUUACUCGUGUAAAAAAUCAACUUAAGUUGGAAGAUAAGAAGAAGUUAAAGAUGGAUUGUUCUACUAGGUGGAAUUCUAUUUUUCAAAUGAUUGAAAGUGCAAUAGCGAUGAAAGAGUGGGAAAGUAGUGAGCAUAGCUUUUUGUGUAUAAUGGCUGGCCCAAUGAAACUGAACUAUAUGGUGUUGAUGCUCAUAUUUGUUGAAAGAGUUUGUAAGACAAUAUUUGACAUUUUCAAUGAGUAUGAUGAUAAUUUAUCUCAAUCUCAAGUGGAAGUAAGUCAAGAACUUGGUUCUAGUAGUGAUCAUGGAAUGGGGGCUUCUCUAGAGGAGGAGUUGAGUGGGUUUGAUCCUUGGUCAAUACAAUCUCGAUCUUUUAAUUUGUCAUGUUCUUCUAAAAAUUCGAAGUCAAAGAAGUACUUGGAGGAGCCAUUAUUUCCAAGAACUGAAAAUUUUAAAAUUUUGAAUUGGUGGAAGAUCAAUAGUGCUAAAUUCCCCAUUCUUGGAAAAAUUGCUCGUGACAUAUUAGCUGUUCCAGCAACUAUUGUUGCAUCUGAGGCUACAUUUAGUGUAAGAGGGAGAGUAAUUGAUGAUUUUUGUGCUUCAUUACUUCCCGAAAUUGUAGAGGCUUUGAUGAAUCCACAAGAUUGGCUUUUCUCUUUAAAAAAGAAGAGUAAGUAUGCUGAUUAUUGA
Molecule: messenger RNA, 957 nt
Organism: Olea europaea var. sylvestris
Lineage: Eukaryota; Viridiplantae; Streptophyta; Magnoliopsida; Lamiales; Oleaceae
Product: zinc finger BED domain-containing protein DAYSLEEPER-like
Exons: 5
Coding region: 1-957 (318 amino acids)
Molecular function (GO): protein dimerization activity
Source: RefSeq, a predicted model, not a curated record